Molecule: messenger RNA, 1407 nt
Organism: Suillus paluster
Lineage: Eukaryota; Fungi; Basidiomycota; Agaricomycetes; Boletales; Suillaceae
Exons: 6
Coding region: 1-1407 (468 amino acids)
Biological process (GO): protein O-linked glycosylation via mannose
Cellular component (GO): endoplasmic reticulum
Molecular function (GO): protein O-acetylglucosaminyltransferase activity
Source: RefSeq, a predicted model, not a curated record
AUGCAUAAUUUGUCGGCGCCUACACGAAGAGAUGCGUUUCUACUCUUCCUCGUAUUCAUUUCACUGUUAUGGUUCUCGAGAGCGGGCUAUGGUACACGCGAGACGAAAUUCUGGCAUGACGACAAGUCAGAUGCGUCUAAUGCACGUCUUCCAGCGUCUGUCGAGCCUUGGAGGACGCGAAUAUCGUGGUCGAAUGGGCGUAUGCCAAAUACCCGUGUAGUAUCUCAUGUACCUGGAUGGACUAUUUUUGAUAACCUCUUUGUCUUGAACGGCACUGUUUUUGUCGUGACGGAUUUCCCAUCAAGUAUUCCUGACCUUCUCACCGUCACCUCGACUGGCGUAGAAAUUCACAAUGGAAAAGAGGCCGUCGAUAGUCGAACACCAGGGAACCGCGAGAUGCGAGUUAUUUCCCCUGAUCAAGCUCAAAAGCUAUUCGGCUCUAGUGUGGAGUCCAUUGAUGGUGUAACAUGGCUCGUCAACGAUCCUCCUCAAUUCAUUACCCACUAUUAUCACUGGUCGGCCGAACUCUUUUUCGGGUUCUGGCGUACAUAUACCUCUUUAGACACUUCCAUCAAUGACAUGGGGAAAUCGUCGCUUCCCGCUCUCCGCCGAAUAUUCUUUCCCCAUGCGGAUGCGGACCAUUGGAGGGACUAUGCCUUGAUGAACCAAUGGGUCCUGCGCAGCGCCUUUCCCUCUCUGACGAUAGAAUACUUGAAUGACUGGGAAGACCGCGCAGCUAUGGGACGCCCGAUCAUGUUGGACCGCGUGAUCUUUAGUGACCGAGCUGCCGCCAUGCAUGGCAACCAUUUCCUUGCCACCGGGCGAACAGCAUCAGAGCCGUCUGCCUUGCCUGGCAGCGCGCAUUGGUGGAGCACCAUUCGUGCGAACGUUAUUCGCGUUUGUGGGCUAGAUCCGAACGUAAUCGGUGAUAUGGCGCAAACACCUGUUAUCACGUACAUAUCGCGCCAAGAGUGGGGCCGUCGUAUGCUUAUACAAGAGGAUCAUGAGCGCCUUGUGGAGGAGCUUUAUAAGCUUCGCGACUUGUAUGGGUAUGAGGUGAACGUCGUCAGCAUGGACAAGCUUUCUCGAGUCGAGCAGCUUACUCUUGCAGCGCGGACCACCAUCAUGAUGGGUGUCCACGGUAAUGGGCUCACGUCACUAGUUUGGAUGAGGCCAUCGCCUCGAGCUACGGUAAUGGAAUUUUUCUUCCCUGGAGGCUUCGCCCAUGACUAUGAGUACACCACCGGCGCACUUGGAAUGACGCAUUAUGGGUUCUGGGGCGACGAGUACUUUACGAGUCCUAACACCCCACUGCCGGCGUACCCUGAUGGGUUUCAGGGAACAAGCAUUCCUAUAGAUGGAGCUGCCGUGGCGAAGUUGUGUCACGAGAGGCUUCAGCUCCGGUGA